Aspergillus melleus is the source of this 3270-nucleotide messenger RNA. Its product is annotated as calcium/hydrogen antiporter. Gene Ontology annotation, cellular component: endomembrane system; membrane. NCBI's taxonomy places the organism in Eukaryota, Fungi, Ascomycota, Eurotiomycetes, Eurotiales, Aspergillaceae. The transcript is spliced from 4 exons. Gene Ontology annotation, molecular function: calcium:proton antiporter activity. Gene Ontology annotation, biological process: intracellular calcium ion homeostasis; calcium ion transmembrane transport. The record is from RefSeq and is a predicted model, not a curated record. The coding region runs from base 1 to 3270 and encodes 1089 amino acids.
AUGGACAGUACACAAGGAGGAGAACGUGGGUUGUCGCGUCCCUCUCAAAGCGAAAACCGAUCAGCAUUUGUCUCGAACGCAGAGGGCGACAGCGUGCCUUUUGGGACUACUCGUCAGUCGAGAAUGGCUGCCCAAACCAGAAGAAGCUAUGGUACAAUAGACCCCAACGACAAAACGAGCCCCGAUUCACGCCCAGACGAAAGUCUCCCUGAAGCCUCAAGUCGCGCUCUUACGUCUCAGUCGCCAUCCGCUGGGGCCAUUCAACCUGAAAAACCAAGGAAGCCACCUGUAACCCGCCGCAUGUCUUCGAAGCGCCAGGUCCCUCAUAAAGGCCAAGAGUUCUCUACAGAAGAUGAUGUUCAAGAAGUUGAGGAAGAUAUAGCUAUGCAACAAGCAACGCACCCGCAGCCUUCCCCGAGAACUCGCCCCUUGAGAAAGCAGAAUUCGACUAUCCGACGGAGAGUCAAUCCUCGAGUCACCACUCCGUUGACACGGACAGAGGUCGAUUCUGACAAUGGUAAAGUCGACGAAUCAGGCUUGCCGGAUUCUAGUCUGGAACAGUCGGGGCCGGACAAUACUAGGCAGCCAGACCCCAGCAGUGGCGGUGAAGAUGACUAUGGUGGUGGUGGUGGUGAUGAUGACGACAACGACCAGGACCAUGACGGUGAUGGUGAUGAUGAUGAUGAUGAUGAUGAUGAUGAUGAUGAUGAUGAUGCGAGCAAUAGCGAAGAGAAUAGCAAAGACAACGAUGAGGACGCCGAGUCAACUAGUGAUGCGGAAAGCUUUACACUAAAGGAUCGUCAGCAAGCCAUCAACGAAACCCACCCCUUUGGAAUUCGGAUUUGGAAACCUGCCUUGUACAAGAAGAGUCGCUCGGUGGAAAAGACCGCAGAAGGCGAUAUUCACUCGUCCCCCGGGGGUCGCGUAGGGAACUUGCUUCUCUUGACCAACUUGCUGUGGACCGUGUUCUUUGGGUGGUGGCUCGCCCUUGCAGCUCUUACUGGUGCUGUCGCAUGCUUCAUUUUCGCAUAUUAUUCGUCCAGUGCUGUGGAGUAUGGGAGAGUCUUCUCAGGGCUUUCUUGGUAUCUUAUCUACCCAUUUGGUUCCUUUGUACGGCUAGACACCGAUGAGAAUUAUGCAGAGGAAGAUGAAGGCGAAGGACGCAGUAUCAGUGAGUAUGAGCAAUGGCAGAAUGGGGACUUGGAGCAUGGCAGGCUAUUUUUUGGCCCUCGCCGCAACCAGUCUCUGGUUGGGAGGAGAAGAAACAGUGUCGAUUCGGCCAGUGAACAAGAAAGUCUUCUAGGUCGAACUCGCAGGCCUACUUCUUCUUCCUCUUGCCCUACAAGUCCCCUGGGUCACUCUAAGCGGCGAUUGUUUGGUCGUGGAGAAUGGACCCUAGGCCGCGUUGUUUUCUUCAUAUUCUUUUAUUUCCUCGUGGGACCACUCAUGCUUCUGGUGUCGCUCCUCUGCUGGUUACUGGUCUUCUGGAUCCCCAUGGGACGCGUAACCAUCAUCUUGUUUGACCACCUUCGCCGCCAUCCACUGGCCCUGUCGUAUCAUUCAGAUUCGUCAUCUACGAGACACGGCCCCGGAUCUGCUUCGUCCGUCUUGCUAUGUACCUACCGCGCUGCUGGCUUGAGAUACUGGAAAUACACGGUCGGCGGCACAAACAUCUUCUUAAUCAAUCUUCUUGGAGUGGUCUUGUUCGUCAUCGUCGAUUACUUCCUUCUCUCUCAAACCUUGGGCUUCCAAAAUGCGUUGACGCAUCCUGGCCUGAUCUUUACCCUUGCCCUUGUUUCCAUCAUCCCUCUGGCCUAUUUUAUUGGACAAGCCGUGGCCUCAAUCUCAGCACAAUCAUCCAUGGGCAUGGGUGCGGCCGUCAAUGCAUUUUUCUCCACCGUGGUUGAGGUUUACCUUUACUGCGUGGCCCUGACUGAAGGGAAAGGCCAGCUCGUUGAGGGCAGCAUCAUUGGUAGCAUCUUUGCCGGUGUCCUCUUUCUUCCCGGGCUGUCCAUGUGCUUCGGUGCGAUCAAGCGCAAGACCCAACGUUUCAAUGUCAAAUCUGCUGGAGUAACGUCCACAAUGCUAAUGUUUGCUGUGAUUGCUGCAUUCGGGCCCACGCUUUUCUAUCAGAUUUAUGGCAGUCAUGAACUCAAUUGUCGCCCUUGCCUUGUUGGUGUGGAAUCUAGCAGCAGUGAUUGCCGUCGUUGCUACUUUUCCCAGAUUCCGGCCGUCAACGAUAGUUUCUUCCGAAAAGCAGUACAGCCUUAUUCUUGGUUUGCGGCGCUGUUUUUGUUUCUGUCGUAUAUCAUUGGCCUGUGGUUUACAUUGAGAACCCACGCAGCCCUUAUCUGGGCUACAGAAGCUGAGGAAAAGAAGGCCGUAGCGCUUGCUCACGAGCAGCAGACGACCCCAUAUGAUUCAAGGCAUCUUCUCUUUCACAAUGGGUCAUCCGCGCUUGCUAGCGGCGGAAGCAUCGGACCGAAAGGCUCUGUUCGCGAUUCUCAACUCUAUAAACGGAUUCUGGGACAGUCUCUAAAACAUGUUGGCCUGUCAGAUAUUGCAGCCGAGUCUACGACAGACCACCACUCCGAGCCUAGCUUUAGGCGUAAAAACAAGGGAACGACAACCCCCUACCUUGUUCCGCCCCGUGCUCAGGAGGAUGAAGAUGACGACUCGGGGUUCAAGAACUUUGGUGUGCUAUCUGGCAAGGACAACGAACGUUUAGUCCGCCAAGUAACAGAAGUGGCGGCAACGGCAGCCGCAGUUGCUGCCCGAGAUGUCGCUCGAACUCGGAAGCCGUCUGUCCAACAUUCAACGCCUCGUCACGAUAGCAAGAGCCCUGCAGAUCCUGUAAAGGCCGUGCUGGAGGAGCACGACGAUAUCGGACUCGAACAUGGCCACACCAGUGGUGGACAUGACGCGCCGAACUGGAGCAGAGCCAGAAGCUCUAUAAUCCUUCUGGUGGCGACAAUUCUCUAUGCAAUCAUCGCUGAAAUCCUUGUCAACACCGUUGACGUGGUACUCGAGAGUGUUGAUAUUGAUGAGAAAUUCCUUGGUAUCACUCUCUUCGCUCUGGUACCUAACACCACGGAAUUUCUGAAUGCUAUCUCCUUUGCUAUGCACGGAAACAUUGCGUUGUCGAUGGAGAUUGGUUCGGCGUAUGUGCUGCAGGUUUGCCUGUUGCAGAUACCGGCCCUUGUCCUUUUCAGUGCCAUUUAUGCUCAACUAAUAGAGCCCACGGAACUCCUUACACGGUCUUUCAAGUGA